Messenger RNA from Babesia bovis T2Bo, 821 nucleotides. Its product is annotated as ADP-ribosylation factor family protein. The transcript has 4 exons. Lineage: Eukaryota; Apicomplexa; Aconoidasida; Piroplasmida; Babesiidae. Gene Ontology annotation, biological process: cilium assembly. Gene Ontology annotation, molecular function: GTP binding; GTPase activity. The coding region runs from base 70 to 651 and encodes 193 amino acids. Gene Ontology annotation, cellular component: cytoplasm; microtubule cytoskeleton. The record is from RefSeq and is a predicted model, not a curated record.
ACCAUCAGGUGCCACAAAAAUAACAAAAACAUAUAUAAACUGCGAGGAAAAAUAGUAAAACUCGCAAACAUGGGCGGCUCCUUAUCGUGUCGUAAAAGGGACACCGGAGUCACAGCACCGACACCAAUUUUGCAAGUACGAUUUUUCGGGCUACCAGACUCAGGAAAAAGCUCUGUAGUCAGAUUUUUAACCACAGGAGUGCCUUCACUGAAAUCCAAGGAAGGUGAAGUGGAUAACGACAUGCAAUGGGUAACCCACAGGAAAGUUAAAAUGGUACUGUGGCUAUCGGAAACAUCAGUACAAAAGGAAAUCGCCAAUGAAGGAGAAGUAGCAAGAGCACUCGUAUACAUAGUAGAUGGAUCAAUACCCGAAAAACUAGCGGAAGCCAAAGAGUACCUCAAACAGCAACUUGAACAAACAGCAGGAGCACCAAACCUACUCAUACUACUCAACAAGUGCGAUAAGCACUCCUUCAUAUUCCUCGAAGAAGCACACGAUGCCCUGGGUCUUGAUAAAAUAAGAGACAGACAUGUACGUAUUUACGCCUGCUCUGCAGCAACCGGAGAAGGUAUCCACGAGGGACUUGAUUGGCUGUGCAGCUUGUUCCAACUCGAAAAGGGUACAUACAUCAGCAGAACAGAUACUAUGUAAAGCAGAAUGAACAUGAAUUACAUACCCAGUUUACGCGUCAAAACCCCGGGUUAUAACUCCCAUCAACACAAAUCAUGCAGCUAUUACACACUAACAAAGCAAUGCAGAUAGUAACACGGGAAAACGUACCGCAAAAAUAAUAUAAUAUAAAUAGAAUGUAAUUAUUCAUC